GGCGACGCCACACGGUCCUGCUGACGCUUCGCCGGCAGCUGCGGACGCUGAGGACGCUGGGCAUCAUCAUGGGCUCCUUCACCGUCUGCUGGCUGCCCUUCUUCGUGGCCAACAUGGCACGGCCGUUCCCGGAGGAGGAGGAGCAAGCGCAAGCAGCACAGACGCAGACACAAGCGCAGACGCAGACGCAGACGCAGACGCAGACGCAGACACCAGGCAGGGAGCUGCUGCUGUUCCUGAACUGGCUGGGUUACCUCAACUCGGCCCUCAACCCCCUGAUCUACUGCCACAGCCCCGAGUACCGCCACGCCUUCCGGGCGCUGCUGCAGAGCGCCUCCUCCGCGCUGGGGAGGGCCGGGCUGGAGGCCCUCUGCAUCUGCAAGCGCCUGAGCCUGAGGGCUGGACCUGGAGCAGGAGCAGUAGGGCCCCCCUGCCCUAGCCAGGCGCCGCCCUCCUAGUGACAACAC
Engraulis encrasicolus (European anchovy) is the source of this 467-nucleotide messenger RNA. RefSeq names its product beta-1 adrenergic receptor-like. Gene Ontology annotation, molecular function: epinephrine binding; beta3-adrenergic receptor activity. Lineage: Eukaryota; Metazoa; Chordata; Actinopteri; Clupeiformes; Engraulidae. Gene Ontology annotation, cellular component: plasma membrane. The transcript has a single exon. The coding region runs from base 69 to 458 and encodes 129 amino acids. The record is from RefSeq and is a predicted model, not a curated record. Gene Ontology annotation, biological process: adenylate cyclase-activating adrenergic receptor signaling pathway; norepinephrine-epinephrine-mediated vasodilation involved in regulation of systemic arterial blood pressure.